Messenger RNA from Closterium sp. NIES-67, 3429 nucleotides. The record is from the annotation of a GenBank genome assembly. NCBI's taxonomy places the organism in Eukaryota, Viridiplantae, Streptophyta, Zygnematophyceae, Desmidiales, Closteriaceae.
GCUUGUGACCCUUGCGGCCCCCUAGAUUCAGUGAGAGCAAACUGGGUGUCUUAGGUGUCUGACAUCUGUGGCACGCUUUCAGACACAAUAUGCAUUACUCGCACUAGCGCGUAGGACGCUGUUUCUAACUAUAACUCGUAGUUACGUGGUCAAAUAAUUCAUUGUCCCGCUUGAAUCACCACGCAGGAUUUGUCAGCUUCCCCCCGUUUUCACGAGCUUUCAAGGCACGACGCAAGUUCCCGGUAUGGCGUGAUGUGCGUCGCGUCGUUAUCCCGUCAGUGCGCGGACAGGCCACGACGUCGCCGCGCGUUACUAUGCCGACGAGUCGUCCCCUUGCUCCUCGCCGUGCACGCCUGCUUCGUCCUCGCUUCUCCCGCGACAGCUGGAAUCUACGCCCCCCCGCGAUUGACGCAAGACGAAUCGACGGAUGGCGUGCGCUCAUGGAGCCACGUGUCGGCCGUCAGUUCCCCGACCAACGCAGCAGCCGGCCAUCUGGCUCCCUCUCAACUGAGAGCGCUGCUGACGCUGAACCGCGUGUGGAAGGCGUGGCCCGGCAAUGGCGCCAGGACGCCGGCAUGUGCGCAAUGGACGGGCGUCGCCUGCGACCACCAAGGCCAGGUCACCUCCCUGUCUCUACCUGACAUGGGUAUAUCGAGCGUCAUUCCCACUGACAUCCGCUUGCUAACGGCUCUGCAGCAAAUUGAUCUGUCGUACAACGACUUCAAACAGGCCCUCCCUCUGGAUGCGUUUGGUCAGCUGAAGCAGCUAAGAGCCCUGAACCUCUCGUUCAAUCUGGACCUGACUGGGUCCAUCAACAUGCUCACAUCUCUUCCUCUGCUGCAGCAAGUCGACCUGUCCAACACUCAGAUCGGUGGAUCCCUCCCCUCCGCCAUCUCCUCCCUCACCCGCCUUGGACACUUGGAUUUGACCCUCUCCCAGGUAUCAGGAAGCCUCCCAGCCACCAUGAGUCAACUCUCCACGCUCUCGUACCUCUCCCUGCGGCAGCUGAACAACCUCACAGGAGUCAUGUCGCAGUACACUUGGCUCUCGCUCCUCACCAACCUGCACACUCUGGACAUCACCAGUGCGCACGACAUAUCCGGGGACCUCUCCACCAUGUCUCUCUUCUCCACGCUCGGCUCUCUGCGCCGCCUCACCUUCAGCGACAUGCACAUGUGGGGCGAGCUGCCUGUCUCCCUUGCGCUCCUGCAGAACCUCACCUAUCUAGACCUGUCUUUUCUUCGUUUCAGGCAGCUUCCUUUCUGGCUCACAGCUCUUUCCGAGUUGCGAUACCUGGACGUGGCUCACGAGGCCAACCUGCGCACAGGGGCAGUCCCACAGGACCUGUCACGACUCUCACACCUUGAGUACUUUAAGGCCUAUGGCAACGGGCUGCUUGGCUUCCUGCCAGAGUCGUGGGGGUCCCUCACCAACCUCACCAUGCUGUCGCUGGAGAACAACCAGCUCGUGGGGUCCAUUCCUCACCAGUUCUCUUCCCUGCGCUCCCUCAAAACCCUCAACCUCAAGCUCAAUCAGCUCUCAGGCUCGCUGCCCGACGUCUUCAGCACCACCCUGGAGAAUUUAAUGCUAGCAGCCAACAAGUUCGGGGGCAGCAUUCCCUCUUUCGUCGGCCGCUUGGUGCUUCUCACUGACCUGGCGCUGCAGGUCAACAGCUUCUCGGGUGCCAUUCCCCCGCAACUCACGGCCCUCACUGGCAUCACAGAACUCUAUCUCAUGGGCAACUUCCUCUCUGCUGGGCUGGAAGUGGUCAGCGAGAUGAACUGGCUGUACCUGCUCGACGUUACUAAUAACAGCUUCUCUGGCUCCCUGCCGGCUUCCUUCUCCCGCCUCACCAGUCUCGAUGCCAUCAAUCUUUCGUACAACAACUUUGGGGGAACUUUCCCCUCUGUCUUACUCACCCUCACACAGCUUGGGUUGAUAGACCUAUCGUACAACAACUUUGGCGGUCCCAUACCGCGCGAAAUCACCGCCUUCAGUAACCUCAUGUAUCUGUACAUGGAUCGCAACCAUAUGGUGGGCGACAUUCCCCCCGGCCUCUUCCUCUCGCCCAAAAUCUUUGAGCUGUCAUUCGCAUACAACAAUCUGCAGGGUGCGCUCCCUCCCCAGCUCAGCACAAGCUCCUCUCUUGCCAUGCUCAAGCUCGAGGGCAACAGCUUCUCAGGGCCUCUCCCGGACUUCAACGGCUGGUGCAACUCCUCCCUCACUGCCCUGUACCUUGGUUUCAACAACCUCACAGGCCCCAUUCCCCACUCCAUCAGCGUCCUCUCCUCCCUCUACACCCUCACUCUGCAGGGCAAUCAGCUCUCAGGAUCAAUUCCCUCCGGCCUUGCGGCGCUCAAGCAGCUCAACAUGCUGUGGCUGGCAGACAACUCCCUCUCAGGCCCCCUGCCCGAGUUCCUUGGCGGGCUGAAUGCGACCAUACAGCUGCUGUUGGACGGCAAUGCGUUCGAGGGGCAGCUGCCAGCGAGUAUCUGCAACCUCACAGCGCUGGAAGUCAUAGGCGUGCGCAACAAUCGACUCUAUGGCAGCUUCCCCACCUGCUUGUUCGACUUCCCCGCCCUUAACUACGUCGACAUGAGCAACAACUCCUUCUACGGCCCCAUAAACCUUGACUUUAUCGGCAUGAACCCCACACCCACCGACGGCGUCAGCAGGCCUGCAGUCAUCAACUUAGCCUUCAACUACUUCUAUGGCGAACCGAUAGUCUACGCAGGGGGCUUUAAGGCGUGCCCCACGCCCCGCGUCACUCGGAUCAACAUGUCCGAUCUUAAUACCAUGGGGUAUAGUGCCGGGGGAAAUAAGCGCAGGGCUUUUACAGCGGGUCUGCAGUGCGUGCAGGCGUAUGCUACAGUGCAGGCGAGCUAUAAAGGAAACUGUCUGUCGCUCAAUAAGCAGCUCAAGUGCGCCGUGAAAGAGGUGCAGAGGGGUGAGGAGGAGUGUGCAACGUUCUGCAGUAUAACAGACCUGGGGCCGUGCAAUGGGAGGGGGGCGUGUGUGCCGCCCACCCAGGGAUCUACUGGCGAGUUCCGGUGCCUGUGUGAGGCGCCCUACGUCACUGUCACCAUCGCCAACGGAUCCACCUGCGCCCUCGCCACUGAGACCACCUCGUCCUCCCUGUCAACAGCCGCCAUCGUGGGCAUCUCCCUCAGCUGCUUCGUGGGGCUCUCUGUGCUGGCAGCCGUGCUGCUCAUCCUGUUGCGGCCCAAGAGGAGGAGGCGGUGGGACGACCUGGACGUGUGUCAGCAGUUUUCUCUCGACAUGCUGCGCGAGGCCACGGGCAACUGGGCGGAAGAGAACGUGCUGGGGGAGGGGGGUUUCGCCGUGGUCUACCAGGGGGUCAGCCCCACCACCGGGCAGAUGUGGGCUGUUAAGCGGAUCACCCUCAUGUCGAACGACUUUGAAACAGAG